AUGACGCAAUCGUCCACAAUUCAAGUUAUCUGCCCUAGUACGCAACAAGUCGUUUAUGAAGUGAAUGCCCUUACGCAAACAGAGGUUGAUAAAGCUGUAGAGACAUCUCUACAAGCCUUUCAACAAUGGAAGAAAGUACCCUUAAGCGAUCGUAUAGAAUGUAUGAAAAAGUUUUGUACUCUAUUUGAACAAAAGAAGGACGAAGUAGCCCGGUCUAUUACCUCUCAAAUGGGUCGCCCCAUCCGCUACGGGCAUGGUGAAGUGAAAGGCGUCCUCGAAAGAGCCAACUAUAUGAUUUCUGUGGCCGAGGAGAGUCUUCAAGAUGAUAUCAUCGAGUAUAUUCCCGGCAAGGUGAAAAGGUUCCAACGCAAAGAGCCUUUAGGUCCUGUCUUCUUGAUUGCUGCUUGGAAUUAUCCUUUUCUGACGACUGUAAACAACAUCAUCCCCGCCUUGAUAGCAGGCAAUACUGUUCUUUUGAAGCAAUCACCUCAAGCCCUUCAGUGUGCAGACAUAUUUGUGGAGACACUAAGAGAGGCCGGCAUACCUCACGAUGUUGUUCAAGUGGUUCAUUUGCAGGAUAAGGAAGCGAAUUAUCUCGUUCAGCAUCCAUCUAUUCAAUUUGUCAAUUUUACAGGCAGUGUGGCUGUUGGCAAGAAGAUAAGACAAACUAUUGGUGAUAGUCAACAACUUAAAGGUUGUGGCAUGGAGUUGGGUGGAAAGGAUCCUGCCUAUAUCCUGCCUGAUACAGAUUUGGAUUUUGCCGUAGAAAAUAUUAUUGACGGCGCUUUUUUCAAUUCUGGACAAUGCUGUUGUUCAAUUGAGCGUUGCUAUGUGCAUGAAAAAAUCUAUGAUGCAUUCGUUGAGAAGGUUGUUGCUAUGACCAAGAAUUAUGUCCUCGGGGAUCCUUUUAAGCAAGAAACAACACUAGGACCUAUGGCAAAUAUUAGAUUUGCUAAUAAUGUGCGUUCUCAGCUUAAAGACGCACUUGAUAAAGGAGCCAAGCCAUUGAUAAACACCAAGGAAGUGUUUCCCAUGGAAAAGGAAGAAACAUGCUAUAUUGGACCUCAAAUUUUAGUCAAUGUAAAUCAUGAUAUGCUUAUCAUGACAGAAGAAACAUUCGGACCUAUACUGGGCAUAAUGAAAGUAUCAUCAGAUGACGAAGCUGUCAGGUUGAUGAAUGAUUCAAGGUAUGGUUUGACAGCGAGUAUCUGGACUUCAAAUGAAGAGAAAGCCAUUGAAAUUGGUGAUCGAAUUGAAACGGGUACUUGGUAUAUGAACCGUUGUGAUUACAUUGAUCCUGCUUUAGCUUGGGUCGGAGCUAAAGAAAGCGGCUUAGGGUUUUCAAUGAGUAAGCACGGCUAUAGCCAAUUUACCAGAAACUUUUUUCAUUUGAUUUCCUCCCCGUUAUCUUUUCUAUUACUUAAACAUAUUCUUAACUUAAUAUGGGUAUUCCCAAAUUUUUCAGAUGGAUUAGGUACGUAUAAACCUAUAUUGUGCUAUGAAAGCGUACCGUAUAGUAAUAUUAUGUUUUUUCUUUGCACGUUAAAAAGCGAACGCUAUCCUAUGUGUUCACAACUGAUCACUGACAAGGCCAUACCAGAAUUCGAUAAUCUAUACCUUGACAUGAAUGGCAUUAUCCACAAUUGUUCACAUAACAACAAUACCAAUGCUCAUUUCAGAAUUACUGAAGAACAAAUUUGGCUGCAGGUAUUCAACUAUGUUGAUCACUUGUUCUCCAAAAUCAAGCCAAAGAAAUUCUUUUUUAUGGCUGUUGAUGGUGUUGCGCCCAGAGCCAAGAUGAACCAACAACGAUCGCGUCGUUUCCGUACUGCUAGAGACGCUGAAGAAGAGAGAAAAAAAGCUUUAGCAAGAGGGGAAGAGUUACCCGAUGUAGAAGCAUUUGACUCUAAUUGUAUCACACCUGGAACACAAUUCAUGAGGAAAUUAACUGCACAACUUCGCUAUUUCAUUAACAAAAAAGUAUCUGAAGACGCCAAUUGGCGUAACGUGGAAAUUGUGCUAUCAGGUCCUGAUGUUCCUGGUGAAGGCGAGCACAAGAUUAUGGAGUAUAUUCGUUUAUCCAAAGCACAGCCUGAUUAUGAUCCCAAUACCAGACAUUGUUUGUAUGGUUUGGAUGCUGAUUUAAUUAUGCUUGGCUUGUUGAGCCACGAUCCUCAUUUUGCUCUUUUGCGUGAGGAAGUAUCUUUCGGUCGUCAGAAUCAAAAGAAAAAGACUUUGGAUAGCCAAAACUUUUACUUGAUGCAUUUAUCAUUAAUGAGGGAAUACUUGGAUCUUGAAUUCAACAGUUUACGGGCUUCUCUUUCUUUUCCCUACGAUUUUGAACGUGUUUUGGAUGACUUUAUCUUGAUGGCUCUAUUUGUAGGUAACGAUUUCUUGCCUAAUUUACCCAACUUGCAUAUCAACGAAGGUGCAUUGGGUCUUGUUUUCAAAAUCUAUAAAGAAACCCUACCAACUUGUGAGGGGUAUAUUCAGGAUGGCGGAAGAGUGAAUAUGGAGAGACUUGAAAGGAUACUGUCAAAGAUUGCUGAGGUUGUAGAAAAAGAAGCUUUUGAAAUGGAAGCUACAGACCUUCUAUAUUUACGCGGUAAAGGUGAAGAUGGUCAACCAGAACGUCAAUUACUACACGAGCUAGAAAAAAAGAAAGCCAAACAAGGGAAAAUGGUGAUUACAGAUAAGCAAGAACUCAUCUUCCGUCAAGUCAGCAAAGAACUUGUCAAAGAAACAACACGUAAAGGUGUUACGCUCAAGUUUGAUAUGCCCUUUAAGUCUCGUGAUAAGAAAUUUAUGGAAAAAUUAGCUGAUGAUUUGAAUAUGGUUGCUCAGUUUGACUAUGAUGAAGAUACUAAAUCCACCUUCGUCGAACUUUCUUUUGAUACCGACGAAGAUACCAUGGACGAUAACGAGUCUGACAUAUCAGAACUCGAUGAGGAAGCAAUUGCCGCUCGCGAUCGUGUGCUACGUAAAUAUGAAGAUGCUGAGAUUAUUCCUGAUAAUUUGACUAAGGAAGAUAUUGAACGUCAAGAAAAGGAGCAGUUUGAAGCAGAUUUGAAAGAAUGGAAGGCCAGUUACUAUAAGGAAAAGAUGGACAUUGAUAUCGAUGAUAGCAAAGCUAUGGACGAUUUAGUAGGUUCUUAUAUUGUCGGUAUUCAAUGGGUUCUCAAGUAUUAUUAUGAAGGUGUAGCUUCUUGGGGUUGGUUCUUCCCAUACCAUUAUGCACCGAAAAUGUCAGAUUUGAAGAAUAUUGGGCGAUUUUCUGACCAUCAAUUCACUCUUGGUGAACCAUUUAAACCUUUCGAGCAAUUGAUGGGUGUUUUGCCUAGCUUGAGUAAAAAACUGCUACCUACUGCUUAUCAGGACUUGAUGACAGAUCCUGAUUCACCUAUUAUUGAUUUCUACCCUCGGCAAUUUUCCAUGGAUAUGAACGGAAAGAAGCAAGAUUGGGAGGCUAUUGUCAAAAUUCCUUUCAUUGAUGAGAAGCGUUUAUUGGCAGCCAUGAAAAGCCGUGAGCAUCGUUUGACAAAGGAAGAGGUCGCCAUGUCUAAAUCUGGUCCUAGCUACAAAUACAUCUUCAACAAAGCCCUGGAAAAUAUCGACCGUGAACAAUUGCCUGUGUUUCCCAGCCCAUUGCCUGGUGUCUUCCCUGAUGUUCAUCACUGUCUUGCUCGUGAAGAAGUCUACCAUCUUCCUCAAUUGACUGAUACGAUUCAGCUCAGGAAGGGAUUGUUGCCAGGAGCAAAGUUUGGUAAAGAUGCUUUGGCCGGUUUUCCCUCAUUACAAACUAUUCCGUUUAGUCAUGAAAUCAAGCACCACUCUGUUCAUGUCUUUCAACAAGAUAGUCGUAAUGAAUCAGUCCUCAUUCAUCUCAACAAUAAGUUCCGUGGUGCAAAUAUUGCAGAAAUUGCUAAGCUAUUCCUUUACAGAAGCGUCUAUGUUCAUUAUCCUUAUCUGCAAGAGGCUGUUGUUAUCGGUGUUUCUGAUGCAGAGAAAAAGUAUUACGUAUCCUUCAGAGACGGUAAGAAGCAGAUCCUCGAGCAUUUCUGGGACAAUAAGGAAAAGGAAUCUUGGGAGUCUCGUAUGGGUCGUGCCGAAUAUCUUCCCAGCAAGCGUUUCGGUCUAAUUGUCGGUGAUAUUGAGGUCGGUUUCCAUGUCUGUACUCUGAACGGUAUGCAUCAAACGGAAGAAGGUGCUCUUGUUAAAGAAUUUGUUAACCCCUCUAUGGAAGACCUUAUACCUAUUCAAACGGUGGUUAUCAAGGUAGCCAAUCCUGACCCACGAUUUAUGGAAAAGCCUGCUCCUGCUGUACAAGAGAGCUUCCCUUUGAAAUCGUCAGCCUUUUUCUUGGGCAGUAAGUUCUUAGGUUCUCAAGUUACAGUAGUAGGUCAUCGCAAGGGCAACGUUGAUAUUGAGAUGACCGUUCCUAUCAAUGAGAAAUACCAACACGAGCCUGAAUUUGGACAUGACAUGACUCGCAAACAAGAACUAGAGGUUCAGUUCGUGUCUGCACAAGACCUCUGUCGUAAGCUCAGUAUACAUCCUUUAACUUUAUCCAAGAUUACUUCCUCCCUGACGGUGAAUGAGAAGAGCGGUCAACGUAUAAACGUAGGUCUCAGCUUAAAAUUCGACGGCCGUGGAGAAAAAGUGUUGGGGUACACUCGCAAACAUCCUGUUGGCUAUUGGGAAUAUUCUGGAGCUGCUGUAGCCCUUAUCAAAGAAUAUUGUGAAGCAUUCCCUAAAUUUAUUGCAUUGCUCAGCAGUCAAAAUGGUGGGGGAAUGCUCAGUGUUGCCGAUUUUGGCUGGACAGACGAUGGUUCUAAGGCCCUUCAUGAAAUGAGAGAAUUUAUCAAAAAUAAGGGUAUUAAUAAUUUGACACGUGCUCGUUUGGAUGAAGAUGAAUUGGAAGAGAAAUAUUGCAAAGAAAUUGAAAAUGCUGCAACUUGCUACCAUGAAUUAUAUGAAAACCUAGAUCUCAAGAAAGUAAUCAUUAGAGGUGUUCCUCGUAAGGUGUUGUUGAAGCCUGCCGAUGCUGAAGUCCGUUUGAACUAUCAAACCUUUUCUUUGGGUGAUCGUGUUGUCUAUGCCUGCGAGACUGGCCAAGUGCCUAUUGCUACAAAGGGUACAGUGGUGAGUGUCCGCGAAAAGACAAUCGAUGUUAUCUUUGAUUCGACAUUCAUGAGCGGAACUGACCUUGGUGGAAAAUGUUCCGAGUUUAGAGGCGCAACUCUAUCUUUCAACACUGUAAUCAAUGUCAGCAACCCCUCUCAUCAAAAUACUGCACAAACUCAAAACCUUCAAAGCCGAAAUACACAAGAUGGCCGUGGUCAGAAUCAUACUGACAGCAAUCGUACCAAUAAUCGCCAUCAUGAUUCUCCUCGUGGCGGUCGUGGCGGUCGCGGCGGUCGUGGAGGCUUCAGAGGACGUGUCCGCGGUAGAGACCAUCACGCGUAA
Mycotypha africana is the source of this 5466-nucleotide messenger RNA. RefSeq names its product exoribonuclease 1. The transcript has 8 exons. Gene Ontology annotation, molecular function: 5'-3' RNA exonuclease activity; RNA binding; oxidoreductase activity, acting on the aldehyde or oxo group of donors, NAD or NADP as acceptor. Gene Ontology annotation, biological process: rRNA catabolic process; nuclear-transcribed mRNA catabolic process. Gene Ontology annotation, cellular component: nucleus. The record is from RefSeq and is a predicted model, not a curated record. Bases 1 to 5466 code for a protein of 1821 amino acids. Lineage: Eukaryota; Fungi; Mucoromycota; Mucoromycetes; Mucorales; Mycotyphaceae.